Molecule: messenger RNA, 1737 nt
Organism: Opisthocomus hoazin
Lineage: Eukaryota; Metazoa; Chordata; Aves; Opisthocomiformes; Opisthocomidae
Source: RefSeq, a predicted model, not a curated record
AUGGAUCACACAAAGAAAGACAAAAAGAUACAGGAAGUGCAGCAUCUCAGAAAAAAGCAGAAACAUGAGGCCAAGACUGUAGCUUCAGCCCUGCAUGUGCUAAGGGAGGAAAAGAAUACACAGAAAUGGCACCUAUACUUGCAAAUAAAAGUCCAGGGAGAAAAGGAUGGCAGGCUAGCAGAAAGUCUACAGCUGCGAUCCAGAUAUAACAAGCUGGCUACUCAGCUUAAAAUCCUGCCAGCAGAAUCUGAAAAUGAACAAGCUGAGCUGAAGAAAAUGCAACAGCAGAUUUGUGAGUUCAGAAGAGAGAACGAAAAGCUGCAGCAACGGAGGGUGAAAUAUCAAGAACAAAACCACAUCCUGCAAAUUGAAACUGCCAGGCGGAAAAAGAGAUAUGAUAAAGUCAGAGGAUCACAGACAGCUAAGCCUGCGUGCGCUCUAAACUGCGAACAGACAGAACUUUGUCCUGUGGCCGCUGUUUGUGUUAAUGGCAUCUGCCUGGUGUUUGAAUGUGUGAGACUCGGCUCCCCAAAAGCAGAGAGAUGUUCAGGUUUAUUAGUUGCAGCUCAGGAUGCUACAGAAGAUGAGGAAGCUGUGGAAGAUACUAUAGUUGAAGAUGAAGAUGAUGAAGCUGAAGUUGAAGAAGAUGAGCCAACAGACUUGACAGAAGAAAAAGAGGAGGAAGACUUGUCAGGAGAACCUAAAGCCUCACCUAGUGCGGAUACAACCAUCUUAUUUGUUAAAGGUGAAGACUUCCCAGCGAACAACAUUGUAAAAUUUCUGGUGGGCUUCACCAAUAAGGGUACAGAGGAUUUCAUUGUCGAGUCUCUUGAUGCUUCUUUCCGAUAUCCUCAAGACUACCAGUUUUAUAUCCAGAACUUCACAGCUCUGCCUCUGAAUACAGUAGUUCCACCACAGAGACAAGCCACAUUUGAGUACUCUUUCAUCCCUGCUGAGCCUAUGGGUGGUCGUCCUUUCGGACUAGUUAUCAAUCUCAACUACAGAGAUACAAACGGCAAUGUGUUUCAAGAUGCUGUCUUCAAUCAAACUGUUACAAUCAUUGAAAAAGAAGACGGGCUGGAUGGAGAAACGAUCUUCAUGUACAUGUUCCUUGCUGGACUUGGUCUACUUGUCAUUGUUGGCCUACAUCAGUUACUAGAAUCUAGGAAGAGGAAAAGGCCAGUACAGAAAGUGGAGAUGGGAACAUCAAAUCAGAAUGAUGUUGACAUGAGCUGGAUUCCCCAAGAAACUUUAAAUCAAAUAAUGCAGAGUAGAAGAGAUAAAGCUUCACCGAGGAGGUUGCCCUACAAGAGGGCACAGAAGAGAUCAGCGGGCUCUGAUGAGUAAAUGUUAACUAGUACAACAGCUGAACCUUUACUAAUCCUGCCUGUUUGGUUUUUUUUGGAUUGGAGUAGUGCAGGGAAUCUGUAUCACCAUAAGGAAAAAUACUGCUAAAUAUUUGGACUGAACAGAGUAACUGAAUGGUGUUAAUAUUACUGAAGUUGCACUUCUCUUUUUUUUUUCUUUUUUUGUUAAUUGUUUUUUGGGGGGGGAUCAUGUGUGUGCGUGUGUAAGCAGUUGGUCUUAACAAAAACCAUGUUACCUAAAAUGUGCCUUUAGAGUUCUUUGUAAUGCUGGCUUGUCAUCUGUAUGCUGUCUUUGAAGGAUUUUUCUCCUCCCCCUAAUCUGAAUGUCUAGUGACUUACGCUGUCUUGAUUGUAUCAUGUCCGUAUCAGA